Molecule: messenger RNA, 3474 nt
Organism: Cercospora beticola
Lineage: Eukaryota; Fungi; Ascomycota; Dothideomycetes; Mycosphaerellales; Mycosphaerellaceae
Biological process (GO): protein O-linked glycosylation via mannose
Cellular component (GO): membrane; endoplasmic reticulum
Molecular function (GO): dolichyl-phosphate-mannose-protein mannosyltransferase activity
Source: RefSeq, a predicted model, not a curated record
GCCCCAAUCCUCUCCUUUGCUCAGCCCAUCAUCACUUCUUCUCUUCUCUCGCCCCGGUUUCCGAUUAAUUCACUCUCUCUUGUCCAGCACAGGCGCACCGCGUCGGCCACCAGCACGACGCCCUCGAAACGCUGUCAGCCGCGCGUGUCAGGAAGGCACUCCGAUCGGCGCAUGGGGAUCCCAUCCUCACAGCCCUGAAUUCUUGCACGUCCCAUCACCACCACAACCACCACCGCCCGUCGGCCUGACACCCCGCCGUCGCUGCCAUGGCUUCCAGGCCCAGCCAGACGAAGGUGCAGCAGAAGAAGAGCAAUGGCGCCCUGCGCGCUGCCAACGGCGCCGCCCCGAAGGACUGGGUCCAGUCGAGUCCAAACAAGCCGCCGCAUCCUCGAUACGAUUACACCUCGCGUGGCGUGCAAGAUCACAACAUCCUGAACCUUAAGAGCAGCGAUUGGGAAGUUUUGGGUGUGGUCACACUGAUUGCGCUGUUCGUGCGACUCUUCCGCAUCUAUCAACCUUCGAGCGUCGUCUUCGAUGAAGUGCACUUUGGAGGGUUUGCCAGCAAAUACAUCAAGGGGCGCUUCUUCAUGGACGUGCACCCGCCUCUUGCGAAACUGUUGAUUACGCUCGCCGGCUGGCUGGCGGGCUUCGAUGGAAACUUCGAUUUCAAGGACAUUGGCAAAGACUACCUCGAGGCCAAGGUGCCAUACGUGGCUAUGCGACUGCUCCCAGCUCUGCUCGGCGUCCUGGCUGUCCCUACGAUGUUUCUCACCCUCAAAGCAUCGGGCUGCAAGACGGUCACUGCUGCGCUGGGUGCUGGUCUGCUCACAUUCGAGAACGGCUUCGUCACUCAGUCCCGCUUAAUCCUCUUGGAUUCUCCUCUUGUCAUCUUCACCGCUUUGACUGGCUUGUCGUGGGUUUCUUUCAUCAACCAGCACGAACUCGGUCCUCGGAAGGCUUUCACCCCAAGUUGGUGGUUCUGGUUGGCAGCAACAGGACUGUGCUUGGGAGCGACUGCAAGCGUCAAGUGGGUCGGUCUCUUCACCAUCGCCUGGGUGGGAUCUCUGACUGCUCUUCAACUCUGGGUCCUUCUUGGUGACACCAAGAAUGUCACCCCACGCCUCUGGUUCAAGCACUUCUUCGCACGCGUUUUUUGCUUGAUCAUCAUCCCAGUCACCUUCUACAUGGCAAUGUUUGCAAUUCACUUCGUCUGUCUCGUCAAUCCAGGUGACGGUGACGGAUUCAUGAGCAGCGAGUUCCAGUCUACGCUCAACUCCAAGGGAAUGGCCGACGUACCAGCAGAUGUUGCGUUCGGCUCUCGUAUCAGUCUUAGGCAUCACAACACCCAGGGUGGUUAUUUGCAUUCGCAUUCGCACAUGUAUCCUGGCGGCAGUAAACAGCAACAGAUUACACUUUACCCCCACAAGGACGAGAACAACGUCUUCCUCCUCGAGAACCAGACUCAGCCCAUCGACUGGGCCGCAGAUCCGACCGGCAACACUUCCAUCGCUGGUCCUCUUGCAUGGGACAAACUGGAGCCAGCCUACGUGAAGGAUGGCAGCGUCCUCAAGUUGUACCACAUCACCACUGACCGCCGCGUGCACUCUCACGAUGUGCGACCUCCGAUCACCGAGGCCGAAUGGCAAAACGAGGUGUCGGCAUAUGGCUACGCGGGUUUCGAAGGAGACGCCAACGAUCUCUUCCGUGUUGAGAUUGUCAAGUCCAUGUCGGACGGCAAGGAGGCCAAGGAGCGAGUGAGAACCAUUCAGACUAAGUUCAAGCUGGUCCACAUCAUGACUGGCUGCGUACUCUUCUCGCACAAGGUCAAGCUUCCAGACUGGGGUUUCGAGCAACAGGAGGUGACGUGCGCGAAGGGUGGUACUCUGCCAAACUCGAUCUGGUACAUUGAGUCUAAUGUCCACCCUCAACUCAAAGAAGACGCCGAAAAGGUCAACUACCGCAAUCCAGGCUUCUUUGGCAAGUUCUGGGAGCUGCAGAAGGUCAUGUGGACAACCAACGCCGGUCUCGUUGAAUCUCACGCCUGGGACUCUCGCCCACCCUCAUGGCCAACGCUCAAGCGCGGUAUCAAUUUCUGGGGUAAAGACCAUCGUCAAAUUUACCUCAUCGGUAAUCCUUUGAUCUGGUGGUCAAGCACAGCCGCUAUCGUAAUCUACAUCCUGUUCAAGGGCUUGUCCGUUAUCAGAUGGCAGCGCAGCUGCAACGACUACCAAAACCUUACGUUCCGCCGCUUCGACUACGAAUUGGGUACGACGGUUCUUGGCUGGGCCUUCCACUACUUCCCCUUCUUCCUCAUGCAGCGCCAGCUGUUCUUGCACCACUACUUCCCAGCUCUUUACUUUGCCAUCAUUGCCUUGGCCCAGAUUUUCGACUUCAACUUCAGCCGGAUUAGCAUCGGCUCCUUGACUCUCAAGGAUAAGCCUUUCAUUGGUAGCAGCGUGGCUGUCAUCUACCUGGCGCUUUCCAUUGUGGUCUUUUCUCUCUAUGCACCACUGAGCUAUGGUAAUCAGUGGACGAAGAGCGACUGCAAGCGCGUGAAGCUCUUUGAUACUUGGGACUGGGAUUGCAAUACCUUCUACGACUCUUACGCCGAUUACUCCCUCGCUGUACCAUCAGCAGGAGGCGCUGCUCCAACUACCCAAGCUGCGCACGGACCCGCCCCACCAGUCGCCGACGACCCGCAAAAGGACGUGCAUGUCACACCUCAGGUGCAAGGCGAACCAGCCUACGUCGAUGGCCAGGUAGAAGAAAAAGUUGAGUACCGCGACGAAGACGGCAAUCUCCUCAGCGAGGAAGAAGUCGCUGCCCUCGAAGGUCAGGUCUCUUUCUCUACGCGCUACGAGACCCGCACACGACUCGUCGAUGAGAUGGGUCGCGAGGUCCACGACGGGCUCGUCGAAGCUCAUGACGGCGAACCUCCAGCGAAGCCCGAUGGAGUGGACCCAGAGACACCAUUGGGUCGCGAGGCGGGGAGUCCCGAGAGUUCCACUCAGCAGGUCGACGAAGAUCUGAAGAAGGAGCAGAGCAUUCAAGACGCCAAGGCUACACCUGAACCAGAAAGCGAGGUUGAGAAGAAGACAGCUGAGGCUAAGGAUGAGCUUUGAGAGACCUCUCACCUAAUUGAGUUUUUUCGGCGUGGCAUAGUGGAGUUGGCACAGAAAAUGGAAAGGACAUGACAAGGGGAUGUAUGAUACCACUACUACCGUCAUCACGCACAACAGAGAUUUCUUGAGUUUUUCGAUUAUGACUGUUCUCAACCGGUAUCAGGAAAUUCGGGCAUACUAGUAUGGAUGGGCUGAGGGCUGCAUUUUGGCGAGAGCGAAGGCGAAAGGAAUAUGUUAUGCUGCAGUGGACUUUUUUCUUCGAAGUUCGGUAGUAGACGGUCGUAGUAGGAGAUCAGCUGCAAUUAAAAUGUAGAAAUGGAUGCAUAAUGUCGAUCCUUCCUUGCCACGUCUC